UGAUACGUAAAAGAGCCGCUGCUAUAUCUUCCAUCCAUUGCAUAAUUUGAAGAGGUGUGUGUGCAUUUUCUGUUCACUUCCACCGUUGAAAUCUUGCUUAUACUCUCGUGUCAUGUGCUUUCACAAUACACACACACCAGUCUUAUGUAACUAAGUAAAAAAUCACAGAAGUCGUAGCAGGUGUUGUUGGUUGUGGCCGAGAAAUUAUAUGGUGUGGUGGUUGUAUGGCUUUGCUAUCGUCAUCCCCAUCCAUCCUUGGGUAGCGGUGGCGGAUCCACUUCUCUCUCUCAUCUCUGACUUCUCUUUCUCUCUCUCUACACCUAAUAAUAAUAAUUACCCCACCACCACUCAAUUUUUCAAUAAUGUCCACUUCACCCACCACCACCUCCCCCUCCUCUUUCAGCUCCACCACCACCCAUUUCUUUCCCUCACGACCACAACAAACCCUAACCCUAAUUCCUCAUAUCUCUUCAUCACUAUGGAUAUGGAUUCUCAAAAUCUUUCUCCUCUCUCAACACCAAACCAACAACAAAAACAAACAACUAGUCCAUCCUCCUUGACAAAACCAUCGUCAAUAACAAGAAGAGUACCACCGCCAUGUUGGACACAUGAAGAAACCUCGGCUCUAAUUGACUCCUACCAUGAAAAAUGGUAUUCGCUUCGUCGCGGGAAUCUCAGAGCUUCUCAUUGGGAAGAAGUAGCUGAUGCUGUUGCUCGCCGAUGUAAUCUUGUUGUUCCAUCCAAAACAUCUGUUCAAUGUCGUCAUAAAGUUGAAAAGCUUCGGAAACGUUAUCGAACUGAAGUACAGAAAUCACUAAUGACUCCUGCUCAUCAUCGAUUUUCCUCGUCCUGGGUUUUCUUUAAAAGGAUGGAUUUAAUGGAAAAAGGUCCUUCUUCAACUGCUACCGGUGUUGAUGAAGAUGAACAAGGUGGUGGUGAUGAAGAAGAAGAAGAGGAAGAUGAUGACGAUGAAGAACAAGGUGGCGGAGGCGAGGAAGAAGAUGAUUUCCGCCCAAGAUAUAAUUUUGAUCAGAAAAACCAUCAUAAUACUGCUUAUAAUAUGUCAAUACCUAAUUCCCUCAAUUUGCCCAAUUUGCGUAAUUUUGAUUGUUCAAUCAUGCCCAAUGGCAGAGUAGGAAGUAGUAGUAGUAGUGGAGGGUUUCGAUUUAGAAUUCCUAGUGCAGAACAACAACAACAACGGAGGAGUGCUCCUAAUUUUACAUAUGCCAAACCAAAGAAUUAUGGUGCUAAGUUUGAUGAAAACGCAAUGCCUAAUUUUAUGCCUAACCCCAAUUUUACUAGUCCUAGUUCUAGUUCUAGGUUUACCAAUGGCGGUGUUGGUUCGUCAUCUAGGUUGAGAUCUGGCUCUGGAAAGAGUAGUGGUGGUGGUGGAAGUAAGGGGAAGAGAAAAAUGGAUCCAGUUGAAGAGAUGGUUUCUGCAGUUAGGUCAUUGGGCGAAGGGUUUAUGAGAAUGGAACAAAUGAAAUUAGAAAUGGCAAGGGAAGUUGAGAAAAUGAGAAUGGAUAUGGAGUUGAAACGGACUGAGAUGAUUCUUGAUUCGCAACAAAGGAUUGUUGAUGCAUUCGCGAAAGGGUUUUCUGCGAAAAAGAAGGCCAAGAAGAUGUCUUCGCCACCUGAUUCGUAGAGGAGUUAUGGGUUCUCUGUCAUUUUGUUUCUUGAGGGAAUAUAUUGCUUAUGAUGGCUAAUUGUUUCCGGAGAAGUGCAUCAGUUGGGAUUUCUAUGCACCUAAGCUCUCAUAUGUCAAAUUCGUGGCCUGAGGUAUAUAAAUCAGUGAACUUCAGUUUAUAUAUCCUUCUGAUUUCUUACUCUCCGUGUUUUAGUAGUUAGUUAGCGUAAAUGUUUUUCUAUUCGCGUUCUGGAUUAGAAUUUAGCUUCAUUGUCAAAUCCCUUGCUGCAGAGCAAUUAAGUUGCUAUCCUUAAAUUACUGUGAAUCAGUUCUGGUAGAAACUUUCCACAUUCAAGGCUAGUUUGCUUAUUAUUAUAUCUUGUACAACAAUGGCUGGGUUACACUGAUCAUUAGUGAUGUGUUUGGAUCUCUCUGGUUACUGUUGAUGUAUUAGCUUCUUUGUACUUAUUGUGUAAUAUUUGUAUCACUAAACCUGGCUAUGCAUAGUUCUUGGAAUCGGCUAUCUAUUUGUCGGUAUAA
Messenger RNA from Papaver somniferum (opium poppy), 2167 nucleotides. Its product is annotated as trihelix transcription factor ASIL2-like. The transcript has a single exon. The coding region runs from base 209 to 1645 and encodes 478 amino acids. Gene Ontology annotation, cellular component: nucleus. The record is from RefSeq and is a predicted model, not a curated record. NCBI's taxonomy places the organism in Eukaryota, Viridiplantae, Streptophyta, Magnoliopsida, Ranunculales, Papaveraceae. Gene Ontology annotation, molecular function: transcription cis-regulatory region binding.